UAGGCUCGAACACCGCCCAGUUGUCAGAAUAUUUUUGCCGAUUGGUUUCUGUUUCUGUCAGGACAGCUGAAUGACUUGCAGUGGUUGCCGUGACUGGGCUAGAGGCGCGGCAGUAAAGGGUCUGUACCCCGGUAACCGGAGACAAGACGCCAGUCGCUGACAUUGUCCGAUAAAGACACUGCUGAGGAUGGUGCAGCCUGACAGGGUGAUAUAAUAAAGAGUAAUAUGAGGAGUGUCAUUACAGACAAACAGUGAGGCUGAUCACCUCCUACUUAUGAUGUUAUGCAGAAUGAGGGAGAUGCCCUCUGAAUGAGAAUUUCGUUUGCUGCUGGAUGUGACACCGUACAGAGGAACGUGACACAGUAGAGAUGGUGAAAGGGCAAAAGGGCCCCCAGUACUACAUUUCUGUGCCACUGCGGAGCUCCAAGCUGCUUUGGUCCCUUGUGCAUUGGGUUAAAGAUAUGAACAAUCUCUGACCCUACUUUAUCUAAAGACUGUAAGUGGAAAGUAAGGCUGCAUAGAAGAUGGCUAUGUAUGACACCCCAUACCAGAGGCUGGAGGCUUCUUACACUGACUCACCACUAGGGGAAGAUGAUCUGCUGGUGCAUGUUCCAGAGGGCAGUAAAUCUCCAUGGCAUCACAUAGAAAACCUUGAUCUCUUCUUCUCUCGUGUAUACAAUCUGCACCAGAAGAAUGGCUUUACCUGUAUGCUGAUUGGAGAAAUCUUUGAGCUGCUGCAGUUCAUCUUUAUUGUCAGUUUUACCACUUUACUGGUGAGCUGUGUGGAUUAUGACAUUCUCUUCGCCAACAAAAUGGUGAACCAUAGCCAGAGUGACCACAUUAAAGUGACACUUCCUGAUGCCUUCCUGCCCCCCGGGGUCUGCAGAGACAGAAUACAAGAAAAUGGAUUUCUUGUCUGUUUAUUGGCUAUUGCUGGAGUCUUCUGGAUACACCGGCUCAUAAAAUUUAUAUACAAUAUCUGCUGCUACUGGGAGAUCCAUAACUUCUAUAUACAAGCUCUGCGCAUCCCUAUGUCAGACCUUCCGUAUUACACCUGGGAGGAGGUUCAGAGCCGCAUUGUACAGAUUCAGAAAGAGCACCAGAUCUGCAUUCACAAAAAGGAGCUGUCUGAACUUGAUGUGUCUCAUAGAAUACUGCGCUUCAAGAACUAUAUGGUAGCCAUGGUAAAUAAGAACCUGCUGCCGCUUCAGCACAGACUCCCUCUGCUGGGCAAUACUGUCUUCUACACCCGAGGCCUCAAGUACAACUUCCAGCUGAUUUUCUUCUGGGGCCCUGGCUGUCUCUUCCAGAAUGAAUGGAGCCUUAAGCCUGAGUAUAAACGUGCAGGAGCCCGUCUGGAGCUGUCUGAAAAGCUGGCUCAGCGCAUCCUGUGGAUUGGACUUGCCAACCUGGUGUUGUGCCCACUGGUACUAGUCUGGCAGAUUCUUUACGCCUUCUUCAGCUACACUGAGGUGCUUAGGCGUGAGCCUGGCAGUUUGGGGGCACGCUGCUGGUCCCUCUAUGGUCGCUGCUACCUUCGGCAUUUUAAUGAAUUAGAUCAUCAGCUACAAGCCAGGCUAAGUCGAGCAUAUAAGCCAGCCAGCAAGUAUAUGAACUGCUUCCUGUCCCCACUGAUGGCUGUAGUUGCCAAACACUUAGGCUUUCUUGCUGGUUCUAUACUGGCAGUGCUGAUAGCACUUACUGUUUAUGAUGAGGAUGUGCUGGCAGUGGAACAUGUGCUGAGUGCUGUCACCCUGCUGGGGGUAGUAGUGACAGUCAGUAGGUCAUUUAUCCCUGACCAGCACCUAGUGUUCUGCCCUGAACAGCUUCUCCGUGUUAUUCUGGCUCAUAUCCACUAUAUGCCGGACCACUGGCAGCGCAGCGCUUACCGUGCAGAGACACGUGGAGAGUUUGCACAGCUCUUUCAAUACAAGGCAGUAUUUAUCCUUGAAGAACUCCUGAGCCCGCUCUUAACACCGCUUGUCCUAAUUUUCUGCCUCCGUCCCAAAUCACUGGAGAUUAUUGACUUUUUUCGAAACUUCACAGUGGAGGUAGUAGGAGUUGGAGAUACCUGCUCAUUUGCACAAAUGGAUGUCCGUCAGCAUGGAAAUCCUGCAUGGAUGUCUGCAGGCAAGACCGAAGCAUCAGUGUACCAACAGGCUGAAGAUGGGAAGACCGAGCUCUCACUCAUGCACUUUGCUAUUACCAACCCUCGCUGGCAGCCUCCUCGUGAAUGUUCAGCUUUUCUGAGCCAGCUAAGGGAAAGAGUUCAACGAGACAGCACAGUGGGCAACCAGAAACACUCCACUGGCCUCUUGAAUCCUCUGCAGUGUUCAGGCCUCUCUAUUCAGUCUGACCCUGAGCCCCACAGCCUGAUGCCAAAUAUGUUCUCAGGAGUGUCCCCUGCAGAGUUUCCAGCUAACACUGAAGUUCUGGGUUCUCCUCAUGUCUCUGCUGUAUCAGAGGUGGCUUCUGCUUUACGCUCUCUAUCCCCACAGCAGUCUUGUCACCCAGUGCAGAACCAGAGUGGAGUCAGUGCCGACUUCAGAAAUGGCAGUUUUGGCAGCAAUGUGUGGGAGGGCCCCAUGAACAGUGGUACCCUGUCUGAAUACGCAUCCACUGAAAUGAGCCUGCAUGCCCUGUACAUGCAUGAGUUGCACCAGCAGCAUACUCGCAUGGUGCCAGGGCGGCACAUCUGGCACCGGCAGGAAAGUGAUGAAAGUGGAGAGAGCUCGCAGGGUGAUGGCCUUACAAACAAGACGUCUAAUGUGCCAUCCUCACUCAGCUGUCCAUCCCCUGCAGCACAAGUUUGGGAAGAGAGGCUGCCUCCACUCAGCACACACAGAUUUAGUGCCAGCACAGAUCUUGGGUCUGUGCAAAGAACCUCGCUGGCUCGGCAGCCAAUGGGAGGGUGGAGUGAGGAUGUACAGCCCAGCAGACACCCAGAAACUGUGCCAGAGGAAGGGUCUGAAGAUGAGCUUCCUCCACAAGUUCAGAAGGUAUAGGUGCUGUUUGGAUAAAGAGAGUGACAUCUUCCAUAGUGUACUGUACUCUUGUCCAUCCUGUUGUUACUUGUUGAUCAGACAAGACGGCCAUAUCUGGAACAUAAUCUGAUUGUGUGUGUGUUUGAGUACUGAUCUUAGCUUUCUCCUAUUGUGUAAUUAUAAAUACAUAAUCUAUAUGUAUAUUGAUGCCUUGCGUAUGGAUGCACUUGCUUUUGAUCACCAGUGGGAAGGGAUUUAAACACAGUAGCCUCUAUAGAAAGCAAAGGAUACAUAGCACUGAGGUAGCACUAAAACCUUUGCAGAUAUCUUGUCCCAGUAACCUUCAACCUGAGUUCUGUUGGAAGUUGGGGGGGGGGAGCUGAAGAUCAUGAUUUGUUCAUUAAUUUUACGCAGCACUGAUAUUCUCCCCCAAGGAAUACAGUCAGGUCCUAAGUAGUAAGAUCCUCAUCUCCCCAUUCUACCCUAGUGUGCCAUGUGGGGAGAACCCGUUCCUAACAUCACAUCAUAAUAAUUAUGAUUGUGUGUGUGUGUGCGUGUGUGUUUGCUACAGAGUGAAACCCCUUAGCAUGGUAAGAGUGUUCUAAUAAUCCUGCAAGGCUCUCAUAUGGGGCCUUCCUGCCCAAAAGGGAGCCUAUAAUUGAGGAGCAUGUGUGUCCAAAUCUGUACCACUGAAAUAAGAAGGGAAAAUGUUUUGUAUAGAAAAUGUAUAUUGCUUAUUUUGUACCACUGUAUAAUUCUAAAUAAAGACUCAUCUGUACUGUC
Xenopus laevis (African clawed frog) is the source of this 3767-nucleotide messenger RNA. RefSeq names its product autophagy related 9A L homeolog (gene atg9a.L). The transcript is spliced from 17 exons. Bases 525 to 3005 code for a protein of 826 amino acids. Gene Ontology annotation, cellular component: autophagosome membrane; endoplasmic reticulum membrane; phagophore assembly site. The record is from RefSeq and is a predicted model, not a curated record. Lineage: Eukaryota; Metazoa; Chordata; Amphibia; Anura; Pipidae. Gene Ontology annotation, biological process: autophagy; autophagy of mitochondrion; reticulophagy.